CUACCUCCCGAGUCUUGCUCUCACAGCCAGCACCGCAUCCCACGCUUUCCUGCGGGCCCGGCCGUAGCGAACCUCAGGGCCAGGCAGGGCCCUUCAGAGUCGCCUCAGCCGAAGGCUCCGCGGCCCCCGCCAGGCCGCACGGUUUCGGAGACGGCACAGUGCUGCAACUGGUAUUUAUGGGGACCCCAAUGCCGUCUCCCCAUCUCUGAUCCCCCGCCCCGCAGCCGAGCCGGCCACUGGGCGUUUCUCUGCCAGCCCGCUCAGGAACCGUCUCUUGCCGCCGUGAGGCACCGCAGGCCGCCACACGGCCAAGGCGCCUUCCCGAGUACCCCGGGGGCACCGCGCCGCCUCCCUCGGCCGUGCCUAUAUAGAGGCAGCGGCGGCACUGAGGUUCGCCUGGGCUGCGUGUUGUGGUGAGUGGUGGCGGCGCGCGGCCGCAGUGGCCUUGGUCUCUCCGUUGGCUGGCGGACGAGCGAAUCGGGCAGGCUCGGGCACUGGCUCGGCUCGGUGUGCAGCUGAGGGGAUCCAGGGCGUUUGAGGCUCGGAUUCACUUUGGAAGUAAGAGAGCAGUUGUCUGUCUCUAUCUACAGCCUGUUUUAAAGUGCUGGUGUUAUUAUAAAUAGGAACAAAAUAGGAAGGAAGGAGACAAGUACCUUGAUACCUGCCAGGAAACAGAAAGCUUCACUCUAUAGUAAUUGAUAAACAAGUGGGAAGCAUGAGGAUCAACUCUGCUGUUCAGGCUGCUAUUGAUCUCACAGCAGGAGCUGCAGGUGGGACAGCAUGUGUGGUGACCGGCCAGCCCUUUGACACAGCGAAGGUGAAGAUGCAGACAUUCCCUGACAUGUAUAAAGGCGUCGUUGACUGUUUUGUGAAAACCUACAAACAAGUCGGGUUGCGAGGCUUCUACAAUGGAACCACACCAGCGCUGGUAGCCAACAUUGCUGAGAACUCUGUUCUGUUCAUGUGCUAUGGAUUUUGCCAACAAAUUGUGAGAAGAAUUGUUGGAGUAGACAGGAAGACAAAGCUCAGUGAUUUGCAGAAUGCUGCUGCAGGCUCCUUCGCCUCUGCCUUUGCCACCCUUGUCCUCUGUCCAACAGAGCUGGUGAAGUGCCGGCUGCAGGCCAUGCAUGAGAUGGAGUUGUCAGGAAAGAUAAUUCAGGGACACAAUACAGUUUGGUCAGUAGUGAAGGGUGUCAUUCAAAAAGAUGGUCCCCUUGGAUUUUAUCGUGGCUGGUCAAGCACUUUGCUGCGGGAAGUCCCAGGCUAUUUCUUCUUCUUUGGAGGGUAUGAACUGAGCCGGACAUUUUUUGCUUCUGGAAGACCAAAAGAAGAAUUAGGUCCCAUUCCUCUGCUAAUAAGUGGAGGUUUUGGAGGCAGCUGUCUGUGGCUUGCUGUGUAUCCUGUGGACUGUGUCAAAUCUAGAAUUCAGGUUCUUUCAAUGGCUGGAAAACAGAUGGGCUUUAUAGGAACAUUUGCAACUGUUGUGAGAACUGAAGGUGUACUUGCCUUGUAUUCUGGACUGAGAGCCUCACUAUGA
This is a messenger RNA of Pogoniulus pusillus (Red-fronted tinkerbird), 1537 nucleotides long. It is a transcript of the gene SLC25A15, whose product is annotated as solute carrier family 25 member 15. The transcript has 8 exons. The record is from RefSeq and is a predicted model, not a curated record. Bases 716 to 1537 code for a protein of 273 amino acids. Lineage: Eukaryota; Metazoa; Chordata; Aves; Piciformes; Lybiidae. Gene Ontology annotation, molecular function: L-ornithine transmembrane transporter activity. Gene Ontology annotation, cellular component: mitochondrion. Gene Ontology annotation, biological process: mitochondrial L-ornithine transmembrane transport.